Messenger RNA from Triticum aestivum (bread wheat), 1115 nucleotides. RefSeq lists its product as uncharacterized. The transcript has 5 exons. The record is from RefSeq and is a predicted model, not a curated record. The coding region runs from base 411 to 866 and encodes 151 amino acids. NCBI's taxonomy places the organism in Eukaryota, Viridiplantae, Streptophyta, Magnoliopsida, Poales, Poaceae.
CAGCCGCACCACUCCCCACCCCACCACGCAGCCCUCGACCUCUCUCUCCCCGCGACCCUUCUCCGCCGCCGCCACCCACGCCGGCGAUUCCGGCUGCUGCCGACAACGCCAAGCACACUCCCAUGAUCGCCUCUGUCCACUCCGUCUUCUCUUCCGAGCAGAUUCGUCGCUCGCGUCCUCUACCGGUCACCCGCGACCGUCCCCUAAGCUAGGGUUUCGGCCACCGCGUCGCCGGCGUGGCUCCGGCGGCUCAGGUACAUUUCUCCGUCGAGAUCCCUCGCAACCCACCCUCUCUUACUCACCUCGUAUCCUCUCCCUCCCAGAUCGAGCACGCCACUGUCGCCGUCAUUUCGCUCGCGCUGGAACAGCAAAGGGAAGGCCAUGGACGACGCCGCUCCAGCCCUUCUCCGAUGCCAUCAAGCAGUAGCAGCAACUCGAUGCAGGGACGAGGGAGAGGAGGAGUCCUGCUUCCCCCGCGUGCAUCCUCUCUCUCGGAACGACACCCAACCUCAAGCGAGAGGAAGGUCUUUGAGAACCUAAAGGUUCUUUUUUUGAUUGAUAGAUGCAUGUGUGGGUGGCAGCAGAUCAACCUCCUUCUCAACCCAUGUCAGGCAUCCUCCGUGGAUGAUGACGACAACCAGGGCAUCCACCGCCACGACGACACCCCGCACAUGGUCCAACUCGGCUACAACCUCCUCUACCGCGCGACUGCGGCCGCGGUCGUGUUCGGCAUCGACUACAACCUCCUCUUCGGACCUUUGGUUCAUUAUACUGACUGCAUGCCACCUCUGUCAUCGCCGCCCCGUCUCCCGCACCAUCGGCACCACCCCUCCGCCUUCUCUUUUGAUGCUGUAGUGGAUUCUUAGAAUGAAAAUGUUGUGUACAUCAAAAAUAUUUUAUGGUCUGUGUUUGCAAAACCAUGGUUGUUGAAUCAUGUCUUAUAAUUGUAUUGGAAAUUGCUAGCCUUUUUGGCUAGUAUUUUUUUAGUGGAUUCUUAGAAUGAAAAUGUUGUGUACAUCAAAAAUAUUUUAUGGUCUGUGUUUGCAAAUCCAUGGUUGUUGAAUCAUGUCUUAUAAUUGGAUUGGAAAUUGCUAGCCUUUUUGGCUAGUAUUUUU